Molecule: messenger RNA, 2857 nt
Organism: Dicentrarchus labrax (European seabass)
Lineage: Eukaryota; Metazoa; Chordata; Actinopteri; Moronidae
Product: proline-rich protein 33-like
Exons: 2
Coding region: 52-882 (276 amino acids)
Source: RefSeq, a predicted model, not a curated record
CUGAGCUUCCCCUUGGCUUGGCACAGAAAACAAUGCAACAAUCUACAAGUGAUGUAUCCACACCAAAAGCCUCGUACUCUGAGGCUCCAAUACCAAUACCUAAAGCAGGCCUCAGUCUCAGUCAAAGCUCCAUCCCCAAACAGAGGAACGUCACCGCCAUCUCAGCAAAAAACUGGAUUCAAAGACAGGACCAAAACUACAGCUGCACCGAAGGAAGCCCAAGCAGUCGAACCCUCCACGAAGUCAGCGACAUCAACUGCAUCUUCAACUGACAAGAAAGCCAUUAAAACAGAGACAUCCCCUUCAUCCGCUGAGCCCAAAGCAGCCCCGAAGCUAAAAGGCCUAAAGGGUAAGCUCAGCGGAUGGUCAAGGCUCAAGAAACACAUGGUUGUUGAGCCAGAGGAACCUGAGUUUCCACAGCUGGAGCCCAAAUCUCAGGUCGAUUCCAGUGGCAGCAACGAGAAAACAGAUCAAGGUGAUGAUGAUAAAUCGUCAGCAGACCAAUGUGCCAAUCAGGAGGUGGUUACGAACAAAGAAGGUCCCAAAGCGUUGAAGAUGUGGGACGCCCUCCUCUUUCAAAUGUUCUCUACCAAAGACCGAAUCAUGCACCAGAUCAACACCAGCAAGAAAGAUUCAGAAGACAAAAAGGCCCCUAAAGAAUAUCAAGGAGAGGUUCCCUCUUUUGUCAAUCGCCUGCCAAUUUUGUUGUACAGCCCCCGUUUUGAUGCCAGGAAGCUUAAAGAGGCAGCGGAAAAACCACUCACAAAAAUAGCAGCAGUGUUUGAAAAGGGGCUGAUAAAACGCAAAGGCCAGGAAGAUGAACAAAAGGACUUCAAUAGGAAAGCCAGAGGAUUCGGCUCGACGAAGAAAACAGAUAUGUAACUUGAUAAGCAAUGUGUGCAAAUAUUGUGUUAUUCAGCACAAAAUAGAGAGGUGCAAUCUCAGGUAGGUGAGGGAGCCUCUGAGAAAAUGAAUAAUACGAGAGAAUUUGGAAGUAAAUAGACAUCCACAUUUGUGGAUUUCUGCAGAAUAGCUGAAGUCAAUUUUAAAAGUCAAGGCUGCUGUGAAGAGGUAGAUUAUUCUUGAGGGGAAAACAGAUUUAAAGUGUCAUUGAUUACUGCUUAAUCACCAUCUACCUGACCCAAUACUGGAGUUAGAACUUAGAGCUUAGAAUGCAAAGAAAGUUUUACUAAAAGAAAAUUCAUCCCAAUGUCAAGUAAGUACUAAUAUUGACAUAUAAUGACAUUUUCAUCAGUUGUGGUUAUUUAAGAUGUAUGAUACAGUAUAGUGUAUAAUUUAGCUGUUAAAGGUCUAUAAUAGUUUAACGGUAAAAUAGGUGUGGCAUCUUUGCACUUUUAAUAAAUCAUACUAGGAUGUGAGUUGACAAGAAAGGAAAAAUAUAGGGCAAAGAAAGAAAGGAGCCUUAUAUACUUUGCAACUCUACUUGAUUAGAUUUUUCUUUUUUCAUGACAGCCUAUAUGUAGUGUUGAAUGCAUGCACUGUAGAUAAUUUGAUAGAUAAAAGAUUGUUUCAUUUGUCACGCUGUACUUUUUUCUAUUUUUCUAAACAAAGGCUUUUAGUGUACACCGCUGAUAGGCAGUGUUUAACCUCUGUGAUAAAUAGGGCUUUUACAUUCCUGGAACAAUGGAACAGAUGGAAUUUGAAAGAAGGAAAACAGAGAUGGAUGAAGGAUGAAGGUCUGGUCAAAACAGAUUUAGGUUUCUGCAAGUCAGGUAUGGAUGGAAAUAAAGUGCCGGAUGUCUGGACUUUCGAUCAGGGCAGGAAACUACAACCAUGCAGGUUGGUACGUCCUGGGGCUGCGCAAUGUAGAAGAAUAUAGGUUUAUAGAUGCUUAGGUGAUUUUUGUUUGUUUCUUGUGGCUCUUGGGAUGGCAAUGUUGGAUCUGUUGAUCACUUUGUUCUUCCCUGUAAUAUCUCAACAACUAUUGAAUGGAUUGCCAAUAUAUUUUGUACAGACAUUAAUGGUCCCUAGAGGACGAAUCCUGCUGACUUUCCUUGUCUGUACUUUGUGUUUGGUGCUAAUUAGCAAAUGUCACCAUGCUAACACAAUAGACUAAGAUAGUGAACAUGUAAACUUUAUACCUGUGUAACAACAGCAUGUUAGCAUUGUAACAGUGAGUUAACAUGCUGAUGUAAGCAUUUAGCUAAAAGCACUGUUGUGUCUUAGUACAGCCUCAAAAAGCCCAUUAGACCACACAGUGAUGGGAAGUCAGACUGUAAUCUCAAGUGGUAGAAAACUAACAUUAUAUUUGCUUUUUGGUGUUAUUUGAGACCAUCAUGUCAUGCAUUGCCCAGUCCCACGUCCCAGAAUCAAAUUCCUGUUUUGUAAUUUCACAGGAUUUUGUCAGAACUCACUGCUUUUAUAAUUUGAAUGAUGUUAAGGACUGAUGAUAAAGGGCCAUACAAAUAUUUCCAGGCAGAAAGCGUAGCGACCAUGUUGGUGGAUACUAAUUUCCUGCUUUGUAGUGUAAUGUCCAGGACUUCAUUACUCAGUUAUUACAAUUUUACUGAGUUUUGGAUGUAACUAGUAUGUAGAAGUGAAGACCAAUGAAUGGAAAUGAAGUGAUAGCUGGAGACGGACAGAUAUCAGAUGAUGAGUGUGAUGUUUCACAGGUUUGGAGGAUUCUGCUGUUGUAGCAGAUAUUAGCACGUUGUUGUUUUGUCCCUAUAUUGGAUUUAAAAGAUGACCACCAAGAUGUGGAAUUUAUUUUAGAUGAGGGGGGGCUUUACCCCUAUGAACUAACCACUGCCCCAUUUAGUACACUGAUGCUUAAACUAUAACAUAUUUUGUUUACUGUGUGAUUCUCAAAAAUGCAUAAAGUUGAAUGUGGAACUCU